Ruditapes philippinarum (Manila clam) is the source of this 1417-nucleotide messenger RNA. RefSeq names its product integrin beta-like protein 1. Bases 79 to 597 code for a protein of 172 amino acids. The transcript is spliced from 7 exons. NCBI's taxonomy places the organism in Eukaryota, Metazoa, Mollusca, Bivalvia, Venerida, Veneridae. The record is from RefSeq and is a predicted model, not a curated record.
CCCCAGAUGACAUCACGCAUAAAUACGGGUAACCACACUCGGAUAUUAUAUUGAACCAGCAGAGUACGGGAUAUAAUCAUGAAAUAUUAUUUCGUCACAAUUACACUUGGAAUGGUGUUUGUACACUAUUCAAAAGCGGCUUUGCCUACCGGAUGUGAUGCUGAUGGUGUGGAUUGUCCGGAACAUUCUACGUGUGGUACUGACAAAAACUGUGCUUGUAACGACGGCUUUAAGCUAAAUUCAAACCAAGAUGGAUGUGAGGCAAAAGUUAUAAAUGAUAUCUGCGAUGACGACAAAGGUUGCACGGGGUUGUCAAAUACAGCAUGCACAGGUGGUAAAUGUGUAUGUAGUGACGGCUAUGCAGAAAAAAAUUCUGUGUGUACUAAAACCGUUAGCGGAACAACAUGUACCGCAGCUGGAACAGAAUGUAAAGGCAUUGAUAACUCACAUUGUGACACUGACAAAUGUAAAUGUAAUGAUGGCUAUGUGAUGAAUGUUGAAGUGUGUACCGCAGAAAAUGCAGCUACACAUGUUCAGUUAGGAGUUCUGACAUUAUAUCUCAGUUUUGUUUUGGCCAUGGCGCAGAAACUUUUCUGAUUGAGAAUCGGGAAUGGAGCUUCAUCUUUAUGCGAUUGACACCUUUUCUCUAUAAUAUAUUCCUCUCUAUAAAAGUGUGAUAUGGCCAUAUGUGGCCAAGAAACUACUAAACUGUUUUGUUUCGUUUUCUUUUUUCAAAAAAGUGUUGAAAUAUUCAAAAUAAAGUAACGACUGUUUAAUUCUUGUUUUACAUUAUAUGGUUUUUAAUUCUUGUUUGAAAUUAUAUGGUAAUAUAUAUGAACAAGUUUUGCUUUUUAAUUAGCAAAACAUAAUUUUUCGUAUAUUGUAAAUUAUGUUUAACGUUAUCUUAGCGAAAUGGGCUAUUAAUCGGUAAAAAAGUAUUAAACAUUGAUUACUCAACUGUAUAAUUUAAAUUUGUUGGCUUGAAGAUAAACGUAACAUGUACACAAGUAAACACAAUUUACCUACAGUUUCAACAGCGGUUUUUGCAUUGUAGUAGAAUGGACAUAAAAUUGUGUAACUAAAAGUUAAAUGCAUUUAGAUUUACUUUAGUUUAGUAUUAUCACGAAGUUCCUUUGAAAAGAAAACAAGAAAAUGUUAACAAAAUAUAAUUACCGACGAACGCCAAAUGACUAUAUACUACCAUAUGUUUCAUUCGAGAAUUUAAUUAUCUGAAAAUGCAGGAUAACCAAUUAAUAUACAUGUAAACACAUUUACAACUCGAAAUGAAGCAUUUUUGAAUUAUAUUGACAAUAUUCCAAUAAUAUAAAGACAUCUGAUAAAUAUAGAAAAUUGAAUUCUAUAUUUAUAAAAAUGUAUAAGAAAGACUUGUGAACUAAAUAAACAGUUGUUAUUUAAA